Messenger RNA from Cataglyphis hispanica, 3367 nucleotides. RefSeq names its product SRSF protein kinase 3-like (gene SRPK). The coding region runs from base 1096 to 3018 and encodes 640 amino acids. NCBI's taxonomy places the organism in Eukaryota, Metazoa, Arthropoda, Insecta, Hymenoptera, Formicidae. The transcript is spliced from 8 exons. Gene Ontology annotation, biological process: regulation of mRNA processing; protein phosphorylation; spliceosomal complex assembly. Gene Ontology annotation, molecular function: ATP binding; protein kinase activity. The record is from RefSeq and is a predicted model, not a curated record.
AUGCCUCGAUAUUAUGGAAAUAUCUCAUCAAAUAAAUCCGAGAAAUUGCAAGGAUAUUCAAGAACUUUGAGACCGAUUCCAUAGAGAACAUUACAUAAAAUAUUUAUUAAAUAUCCCGCCAUUUUCCAGUUAUAUCGAAAUAAGGCGCUGUUCGAAUCAUCGAAGCGCGCAAUCGCUGUGACGAUGCGCAGCAACGCACGUCAUCAUCGCGUCUUACCAAAAAGAGGAACGAGAAUGUACAUACGAGCGGGAUAAGGUAUAUAAUACAGGCCUGUCUGCUGCCACGGUGCGGAGAUGAGCGUAAUCGCGAUCGAGCGAUCGAGUGAUGGCGAUGCCGGCGGUUGCUAACUAAAAAUUGCAAGUGAAGUGGGAAUUCGCAAGCGGCGUGGAAAGGAGGAGAGCGGCGUGGAAAGGAGGAGAGCGGCUCAUUGUCAGUCGUCGCAUUUGGUCGCAUUCGCGUAUACGGAUACGGUGUGUUAACGUGUAACAAGCAACGCAGCGCGUACGAGAAGUGAUAUAUAAGUGGAAUUGCCUGCGACAGUCGGUGGCGAAAAGAAGGCGGCGCGACGACGGCGACGGUGGCGGUGCACGACGAGCAUCGCGCGACGUCGACGACCUGCCAGGAAACACGACGACACCUGCUCAUCUCGGCAAACGGGAGGCGGUACGGUGGAUACGCGCGUACCUACGUACGUACAUAUGCACGAACGCGGAUGGACGUAUAUACGUACAGCGACGGCCAUACUCAAACAACGGCCGAACGGAGUGCGCGGCGCGAGAAAUGAAGUGAUAAUAGAAUCGAAUUCGCGAGAGUAAAGAGAUCUCGCGCGCGAGGCUACGUGAGACGGAGGAGAGACGAGAGAGAGACAAGCUGAAAGCUUGGUCGAAUCGAGUGGGCGCGAGUGUACCGCGAUAUAUCGGUGCGCGAGAGCAGCGAGCCAGCAGCAGUAGCAGCAGCAGCGAGAAGAACACGAAGGAGCGGCCGGAACAAGCGGAAGUGCGGGCCGUGCGUGCCUGCGUGCGAAAAAGUAUUGGGAAAGGGGUAGCAGCGAGAGAGCGGGAGGCCUGAACGGGGAUCCAGUUAACUUCGGUGAGAUGAGCGCCAAGACGGACGUGAACAGACGGGUCUUGGCGAUCCAGGCGAAGAAGAAACGGCACAAGCCUAGCAAGCGCAAGGGCAAGGCCAAUUCCCAGAGUGAUCAAGACGCACAGAGCUCCAAGGGACCGCGUAGCGGUCAAGAAGCGGCUGCCGCUACUGUCUUUGAAUAUUCCGAUAGCAACCGCAUGAUGCGCGUCCUCACCGGCGACAACGGGACCAGAUCGGAACCGUGUCAUAGUUCUAGCAAUGAAACAAUAGAAGAUGAUGACGAAGUGUUCAGUAGCGAAGACGAGGAGCAAGAAGACAGCAGUGACUAUUGUAAAGGUGGUUAUCAUCCUGUGAAGAUAGGAGAUCUCUUUUUAAAUCGAUAUCAUGUCACUCGUAAGCUCGGAUGGGGUCACUUCUCCACUGUAUGGCUCUGCUGGGAUUUGCAGGAUAAGCGUUUUGUAGCGCUUAAAAUUGUGAAAUCUGCAUCCCAUUUUACUGAGACUGCAUUGGAUGAAAUUAAAUUAUUAAAAGAUGUGCGCGAUACAGAUCCUCUUGAUCCUAAGCGCAAUAAGACCGUCCAGUUGCUCAAUGACUUCAAGAUCAGUGGCAUAAAUGGUCUGCAUGUUUGCAUGGUAUUUGAAGUGCUUGGACAUAAUCUUCUUAAAUUGAUUAUCAAGUCAAACUAUAGAGGAAUUCCAAGAAAUAACGUAAAACGCAUCAUCAGACAAGUUCUUGAAGGUCUUGACUAUCUUCAUAAUAAAUGUAAGAUUAUUCAUACAGACAUUAAACCCGAAAAUGUUCUUGUAUGUGUCGAUGAGACUUAUAUACGAAAAUUAGCUUGUGAAGCGACAGAACUGCAUUCUAUGGGAGCAAAGUUACCAGUGUCCCUGAUUUCCACCGCGCCGAAAGAAUUUCAAGAACCUAUUCCGAAUUCUAAAAUGUCCAAGAACAAGAAAAAGAAAUUAAAGAAGAAAGCCAAGCGCCAGAACGAACUUUUGAAGAAACAGAUGGAACAAAUCGAGGAAUUAGAGGAGCAAAGUAAACUCGCGAAUAGCAUAAGAGAGAACGGGGAGGUUGAGACGAAUAGUCUAGAUCAGGAUCUUAAUACAGAAAGCAUAGAAGAUAAUACGGAAAGCAAAGGUUCACCCGACAUUUCGGAACCGUCCGCGCCUUCCUUACACAUGAAUGGAGUAGACGGUUUAGCAGGCGGCGAGAAAAUACAAAAUCCAUCGCCCGAACAAUCCGAAAAGAUGGACAACGUGACUCUAUGCGACGUGGAAAAAAGUUGCGGCGAAGGUAUACUACCACCCGAUGCUGAGGACACUGACGAAUGUAGCGAAGGUCGUAGAUCAUUUAAUCCUCCGGAAAGCAAGCAAUUGAAACGGGCGUUUGUGUCGCCCUUAGAUCCCGCCAUAAUGGAAUGCGAAGUUGAUGUGAAGAUAGCGGAUCUCGGAAAUGCGUGCUGGGUUCAUAAAAAAUUCACAGAUGACAUUCAAACUCGUCAGUACAGGUCGCUUGAGGUUUUAUUAGGCUCCGGAUACGAUACCUCUGCUGAUAUAUGGUCUACCGCUUGCAUGGCGUUCGAAUUGGCGACUGGUGAUUAUCUUUUUGAACCGCACAGUGGUAAAGACUACUGCAGAGAUGAAGAUCAUUUGGCCCAUAUAAUCGAAUUGCUAGGAGAAAUACCGAGACGUAUCGCUCUUUCGGGAAAGAACUCAAAGAUAUACUUUAAUAAAAAAGGUGAAUUGAAGCAUAUUACCGGGUUGAAACCGUGGGGCCUGUACGAAGUGUUGACGGAGAAAUAUGAUUGGACGCCGAGCGAAGCGCGUGAGUUCGCAGAGUUCCUAACACCGAUGCUCGAAUUUAAUCCGAGCAUGCGAGCUACUGCAGCCGAGUGCCUGAAGCAUCCGUGGCUGCAAAUAAAAAAGUGAUCACGUUUUUUAUUAUUUUAUCUGUAAUAUCCUCCCCCUCCCUCCCCUCCUCCAACUCUCAACCCAAUCUUACCGCCCAGUUAUCGCGAUUGUAAAUCGAGAGUGUGAUAGGAAGCCGAAAAUACCUGCAAAUGUUGGGUGUGCUAUUUCACGUACUGAAAAUUGUAAUUCUGCGAGCUAAUUUGCGUAUGAAGAACAAGUGCAUCAUUUCAAGAAUAUACAUACACAUACACACAUACACACAUAUUAGAAAACUGAUAUAUGAAUAUGGGAACGAAUUGUAUCAUAUGUUGUUAUAUAUUAAUCAUACGAGUGUAUCUCCGCGUAAGGAAUGCUACGAAACCGAAAA